Molecule: messenger RNA, 318 nt
Organism: Rhodotorula toruloides NP11
Lineage: Eukaryota; Fungi; Basidiomycota; Microbotryomycetes; Sporidiobolales; Sporidiobolaceae
Exons: 3
Coding region: 1-318 (105 amino acids)
Source: RefSeq, a predicted model, not a curated record
AUGCUGGGCCCGCUGAUCAAAGCACAGCUAGCUGCCUUUCUGACCAAGAAGUUGCUCGAGUCGAAAGCCUUUGUUGGAGCGGUCCAUUCGCUGCAUGGAACGGUGACACGGGUACAGCAGGGAGCGUACGACACGCUGCUACAGGCAACAGAAGAGUGGGAACGCAAGAACCCUCCGCCACACUUGAAACAGGACGCAGCGAGCGAGACGCACCGACCACGGGUGGACGAGUCGCUCGAGUCUCAGAACGACUCUCUGCGCAAGUUCCUCGAGAAGACGCAGCGCGAGCUGGAGAAGGAGCGCGAGUCGAAGCGGUAG